CUUACCCAAACAUAGAAGAAGUGGUGCCGUGCUGGCUUUGUGAUCGUCUGUCUAAAUUUUACUUGCCAGUUUAUGUUUGGUGUAGUUUACAGGCCAUGGAAUUAAUGCAUCCUCUUCAACAAUCAAAGAGGACAAUUACCAAUCACAAGAAGAAGAGAUGUUUACAGCCAUGAUGGCUAAUUGAGGAGAUUUUACAAUUGAACAAUUUUAAAGAUUGAGAUAAACAUGUAAAAUAUCCUGCCACUGAAUGUUGUAUGAUCAGCCCACACGUGUUGACUUGAUGAAGGAAUAUAAAUGUUUGUGGACAAUUCUUCCUUAAGUGAAUGUGUAGACAGGCGUGACUGAGUGGUAAGGAUGGAGAGUCCAGAAGAAGACCGUGAGUCUGAUGGGAAGUCUGAUGCCAUGGGAGACAACUCUGACAAGGACUACACUCAAGACAGUGAGGACAUGGAUAACACCGGUUCUGAUCCUGAUUUCAUUGAUGAUUCUGAUGGGAGGAAAUGGGAGUCCAAAACCAACACAUUUGGGAGGAGUACAUGGAUGAACAGUAGUGGAACAAUGUCGUAUAAAUAUGUAGAAAAGAAAGGGCAAGAGGGGAAGAAGUUUGAGUGUGAUGUGUGUAAGAAGAGGUUCAAUCAGUUGAUCAACCUGACAACACACAUGCGCACCCACACUGGGGAGAAGCCAUUCAGGUGUUCAGUAUGUCACAAAAUGUUUGGAUAUUAUGUAAAUCUGACAACUCAUAUGAGACUUCACACUGGUGAAAAGCCAUUCAAAUGCGAUGUCUGUCAGCGAUCAUUCACUCACUCCAACACCCUUAAGAUGCAUAAGCGUAUUCAUACCGGGGAGCGCCCGUAUCGAUGUACGGUCUGUGAUGAGAGCUUCUUGCGGCAUGAUCAACUGAAGCGUCACAUGAGUGGUCACACUGGAGUGAAGCCCUACAACUGCCAAGUGUGUGGCAAGGCUUUCACUCAGAUAGAUAGCUGGAAGAUGCAUAUGGAAAAGCAUGCAGAAGUUAAACCAUAUGAAUGUGGUGUUUGUCACAAGAAGUUUGCAUCAGUUGUUACAUUGAAGAGACAUAUGAGAAAUCAUGACGCUAAGACCUUUAAAUGCGAUCAGUGUGAAAAGGAAUAUGUUUUUAAGGCUGAACUGAAAAGACAUAUGGCUACACAACAUAGCACAGAACGGCCAUACAAGUGUUCAAUCUGUGAGAAAUCGUUCCCUGUGUCAGUCAGUUUGACGAAACAUAUGUUGUCCCACACGGGAGAAAAACCAUAUAAAUGCCCCUUUUGUGAGAAAAGGUUCACAUCCGCAAGUAACAUGGGUGCACACAAACGCCAACAGCAUACAAAAGAGAGACUCCACUCUUGUCCAGAAUGUGGAAAGUGUUUUCCACGUCCAACCUCUCUGAAGAAGCACAUGAUCAUACACUCUGGAAAGAGGGAUCAUGUGUGUUCCAUCUGUUCCAAGGCUUUCCCUUUGCAGGGUAGUCUCAGGAUCCACAUGCGAACCCACUCGGGGGAGAAGCCGUACUCCUGUCCUUUGUGCAGAAAAGCCUUCCAGCAUCAGCAGACAUUGAACAGGCAUAUGGAGAUACACUAUGACAGCCUGCUGCUUACAUCGGGACAGGUCAACCUUGAUACCGGUGGGGGCAUACCUGAGAAGGUCCAGAAUGGGAAGACAAAGAGAUGUUUAAAGUGUCCAUUUUGUCUCAAAGAAUUUUCCUACUAUAAGCAUUUUCGUUCUCACAUGUCUCUACAUCCUGAGGCUGCAUCUCUUAGCUCAGUCAGCAGUGGUGAGGAGUGUGAUUUGAACUGUGUUACCUUGACACCUGUAAUAGCUGGAGAAUCUUCUCAUGAGAACAUUCAGAUGCCAGGUGAAUGUGUUCAAGUGAAGACAGAGCAUGAAGCCCCUGAAAUGUCUUCUAGUGAUGGUCCUAAUCUUGUUUCCGAUCUCCCUGUCCCUGAUGUUCAUAACAGCAGACGUAGCAAUAUAAGUAUUGGUAUAGUUAAUAAACUUCGCUCUAAACUCUUCAGGAAGCAAAAAACACAAAUUGUCUCAAAUUGUAAUGAGCAAAUGUUCAAAUGUCCAGCCUGUGGACUUGUCAGUGAUAAUAAGCAGUUUCUAAAGACUCACAUGAAAUUGCAUUCCAAUACAGAAACAACCCAUCAGAAAAGACUGAAACCAUUCAAGUGUACUGUCUGUAAGAAGACAUUUGUCUUACUAAAAUCAUUACGUAAGCACACGAGAAAGCAUUUGAAUCCACCACAGAACAAGUUGAAGGAGAUGCUUUUGAGUUCUAAAGAGAGUGCACCAAAUUAUACAGCACCAGAAAAAAACACAGAGACACUGACAGAGGAGACUAUAGAACCAGUGCCAAGGACCGAAGACCCACUGCCAGAAAGGACUCCUGAACCACUCAAAAAAAGUACAGCAGAAUCGCCUGUGGCCAAAGCCAGAGGCAAACCAAGAGGAGAGCCAGUCAAGUGUAGAGUGUGUGACCGAAGUUUUGUCUAUCUUAAGUCACUAAACAAACACAUGCUUGAUCACUCAGGUGUUGAAACCUUUUGUUGCAAAAUUUGUGGGGAACGUUUUGAAGACAAGGUUACAUUUAAAAUGCACAAUGAAAAUCAUACAUCUACCACUAGUCAGCCAGUACAAGAACCGGUGGAUAUUAAGCCUUGUAUCUGUCAACAUUGUGGUAAACUCUUUGGGGAUGUAAAGACUUUAAAUAACCACAUGACAACUCACGAACCUGUUAUUUCAGCCCAACCCCAAUUUUGUGACAGAAACACUCUGGAGAAACAAACAGAGGGGCAGGUCAUUGACCCUGUUGACCUGAAACCAUUGCCAUGUCAAAAGUGCCCUGAAAUAUUUAACACAACUAAUGCACUGAGAUCACAUGAAGCUAUUGCACAUGCGCCUGAUCUGUCAUCAAUGAAGCUAUUUCCCUGCUUUAAGUGUGGUGAGAGGUUUAGUGAGGCUGCUUCACUGACCUCUCAUGAAGCUACCCAUGUGAAGACUGAAGCAAGAGGUGCUGAUGAUGCACCUGAACCAACCAUCACUGAUUUUCGGCAGCAAAGAAACAGGAUAACUGUGGAAGGUAAAUGCAGUGGUAAGGUGGUCAAACUUUACUGUUACACCUGUAAUAAGGACUUUGGUGAUUCGCUGUCCUUGACAGAACAUGAGAAGAUACAUACAGCUGCAUCAGACACCAUGGGCAAUGACUUACUUAGAUACCUGCAUGCUCAAGGUCAGUUGGUUGCUCAGAAAAUUACAAUGACACACAGUUUGGUUACAAAUAGUCAGGAAACCAAUGACGGACAUUGGAGACUGAAGACUGACCAGACAACCAGUUGUGAUGGGCAACGGAAGACUGACCAGGAACAAACUGACCUGUGCCAUGGGGACAGGGGUUCAAGGGCUUGUCAUGUGUGUGGAAAGAGAUUCUUGGAUCUCAUUACUCUCAAGAUUCAUGAGGUAGAGCAUAACAGAAUAAGUCUCCAACCAGCAGGACUGUAAGUUAUCCAGAGAAAGUAAUUUCAUUCUUCAUUAAGUAGCAACAUAGUAACCGUGGCUGUAGACCUGCUUUUAGAUAUGUCCAACUGGUCAUAUUAGUAGAUCAGGGUGACUGACAUCAUUUACUCUUACGAUCCAUUAUUUAGCAGUAGUUACCUAGAAGAAAGAGACUUCCGUCAGGUUUUGUUCGAAUUUGGCCACUGCUGCAGCUGCCUGUGAUUUUUCUAAUAUCUGGGAUUUUAUAUGGAGACUUGUUCUUUUUCAACUACACCUGCACAACCACAUACUGUUUUAAUUAAAACUAUUAAGCGUAAAUAUUAUCUUUACCAAAACAGCUUGCAGCAAUGGCUUCUUUUUUAACAGUCAGAAGCACAAUUAAUGUUUUCAGGCAUCUUCAGGGGACUUCAUUUGGAGGAUAAAAGCCCAGACCCCACCCCCAAAUAUCAAAUGAUAGCUACCUUAGAGAUAAUACCUUAAAAGAUAUUUUAUCUUUUUUGUCACAAGUCAUGAACAGGUCACAGGUCACAAGAUAGAAAAAACUUCCAAAGUAAGUUUGGGUUUACAUUUUUGCCAACAUUUUUGCCAACAUAUUUUAUAACGGUCAGCAUUCAGCUUUUAAUUUUGUAUAACAUUGUUAUAUCAUUAUAAGGCUCUGAGACAUGCUUACCUCUACCCAGACUUCAGGCAUGAGACUUUUUGUUUACCUGUUUCUGUUAAGGAGAUACCUGCUUUAAAAUGGGGCCCUGAAAAUGAGACACCGAUCAAGGUCAAGUUUUUGUAAAACAUGGUGGUCAUUAUCAGUUUCUGAGGCAUGGUUGUCUUGACCAGUCCAACAACGUGAAAAAUAGUGGCCUGACUGUCAACAGUCAAAGUCAUCUUGUUGUGGUAUCAUUCAUUGUCAGUUUUACUUGUAGAAUCAUGAGAAUGUUGGAUCUAAGGAAGUUGGCUUCCUGAAGGUCAAGAUCUGGAAGUGAUAUUAUUAUAACUGCAGGUACAUGGUGGUAUGUUAAGACUUUAGGAAGGUUCAGAGCUCCAGAUAACUUUUUGAGCAAUUGAGUUUUUACUCAAAGGUUUCUGUUUUAAUUGGUUAUUUCAUUUUUCAUUGGGUAACCAAUAUUUGUUCACUCAUCUAUUCAUCACUCUAUUGGGUAUCUCCAAAAAUAAGUAAACAUUGAGAGAUUUAAAAUA
Messenger RNA from Haliotis rufescens (red abalone), 4707 nucleotides. RefSeq names its product zinc finger protein 729-like. The coding region runs from base 355 to 3522 and encodes 1055 amino acids. Gene Ontology annotation, biological process: regulation of cytokine production; regulation of immune system process; negative regulation of transcription by RNA polymerase II. NCBI's taxonomy places the organism in Eukaryota, Metazoa, Mollusca, Gastropoda, Lepetellida, Haliotidae. The transcript has 2 exons. The record is from RefSeq and is a predicted model, not a curated record.